CUCUGCCUGCCAGACAGUCUAAACCUUCACAAAGACCAGCAAAGGUCAAAGAAGCCAGGUGAAGUACAGAUGUUUAGCCAAUCAGAGUUAAGGACCAUAGAGCAAUCCUUGCUGGCUACCCGAGUGGGAAGCAUUGCCGAACUCAGUGAUCUGGUGUCUCGAGCAAUGCAUCACCUCCAGCCACUCAACUCAAAGCAACAUGGCAACGGCACUCCAAUGCACCACAAGCAGGGAUCGCUAUACUGGGAACCCGAGGCUUUGUAUACUCUCUGUUAUUUUAUGCAUUGUCCACAGAUGGAAUGGGAAAACCCUAAUGUUGAGCCUUCAAAAGUUACACUGCAGAUUGAAAGGCCAUUCAUAGUGCUGCCACCCCUGAUGGAAUGGAUAAGGGUUGCUUUGGCUCAUGCAGGGCACCGUCGUAGUUUCUCUGUGGACAGUGAUGAUGUACGGCAAGCAGCAAGGCUCUUACUACCUGGAGUUGACUGUGAACCUCGACAGUUAAAAAUCGAUGACUGCUUCUGUGCUUCUCGAAAACUGGACGCGGUAGCCACAGAAGCUAAAUUCAAACAGGAUCUGGGAUUCCGAAUGCUGAACUGCGGCCGAACAGAUCUAGUUAAACAGGCCAUAUCUUUGCUGGGGCCAGAUGGAAUUAACAGCAUGAGUGAACAGGGCAUGACUCCACUGAUGUAUGCUUGUGUCAGGGGUGAUGAGGCUAUGGUGCAGAUGCUACUAGAUGCUGGAGCAGAUUUGAAUGUUGAGGUUGUCAGUACAGCUCAUAAAUAUCCAUCCGUCCACCCCGAGACCCGCCAUUGGACAGCUCUAACAUUUGCUGUGUUGCAUGGACAUAUUCCUGUAGUUCAGCUAUUGCUCGAUGCUGGAGCAAAGGUAGAAGGUUCUUUAGAGCAUGGAGAGGAAAAUUACUCGGAAACUCCUUUGCAACUGGCAGCAGCUGCUGGAAAUUUUGAACUGGUGACUUUGCUGUUGGAGCGAGGUGCUGACCCAAUGAUAGGAACAAUGUACAGAAAUGGAAUUUCCAUGACUCCACAAGGUGACAUGAACUCUUUCAGUCAGGCUGCUGCACAUGGACACAGCCUUCCAGAGGACCGUAGAUGCAGGAAUGUGUUUCGUAAGCUGCUUGCUCAGCCAGAGAAAGAGAAGAGUGAUAUUCUGUCCCUGGAGGAAAUACUAGCUGAGGGAACUGACUUGGCAGAUGCUGCACCAGCCCCUUUGUGCGCCAGCCGCAACAGCAAGGCCAAACUGAAAGCCCUGAAAGAAGCCAUGUACCACAGCGCCGAGCAUGGAUAUGUGGAUGUCACUAUUGACAUAAGGAGCAUAGGAGUUCCAUGGACGCUACAUACAUGGUUGGAGUCUUUGCGAACUUCCUUUCAGCAGCACAGAAGGCCUCUCAUCCAAUGUUUGUUAAAGGAAUUUAAAUCCAUUCAGGAGGAAGAGUACACUGAGGAGCUCAUCACACAUGGCUUGCCUUUGAUGUUUGAGAUACUGAAAGCAAGUAAGUUCAGAAUAACCAGGACCCAAGUCCUCCACACAUGUACAUCUUGCAUUCUCCAUGUGAGAUGUGAACAUCAGAAUGAAGUGAUAAGUCAGCAACUGUCUGUCAUUUUCACCCAUUGCUAUGGACCUUAUCCUAUUCCAAAGCUUGUUGAAAUCAAACGAAAGCAGACCUCUCGUUUAGAUCCCCAUUUUCUUAACAAUAAAGAGAUGUCAGAUGUUACAUUUCUGGUGGAAGGAAGACCAUUUUAUGCACAUCGAGUGUUACUAUUUACUGCAUCCCCAAGGUUUAAAGCGCUGCUAUCUAGCAAACCCUCAGCUGAGAACACUUGUAUUGAGAUCAGCUAUGUGAAGUACCCCAUAUUUCAGCUGGUUAUGCAGUAUCUUUAUUGUGGCGGUGCAGAAUCACUCCUGAUUAAGAAUAAUGAAAUAAUGGAGCUUCUCUCUGCUGCUAAAUUUUUCCAGCUUGAAGCCUUGCAACGACACUGUGAGAUCAUCUGUGCCAAAAGUAUAAACACAGAAAAUUGUGUGGAUAUUUAUAAUCAUGCCAAGUUUCUCGGAGUCACAGAACUAUCCUCCUAUUGUGAAGGCUACUUCCUAAAAAAUAUGAUGGUCCUCAUUGAAAAUGAAGCUUUCAAACAGCUGUUGUAUGACAAGAAUGGAGACACGUCUGGUCAGAAUGUACUACAAGACUUACAGAGGACGUUGGCGACACGGAUUCAGUCAAUUCAUUUGUCAUCUUCAAAGGGCUCCGUUGUAUAAAGUUCAGGAAGGAGGUCGCACUCAGAAAAGACACUGCGAAUUCAGGCUCCUGUUGCAGUUGCUUAAAUGAACAUACAAAAUUCUACUUCACAUUGGAAUAUAUAUAUAUAUAUAUUUUGUUGGCCAAAGGUGCUGAUUUUAGGCUGCAGUCUCACUUAGAUGAGGGAAUGCUGUACAUAUGGCUCCUACCCAUUUUUGAGAAACAAGGAUAUAGCACUAUUCUGUGAAUUACUGUUAUGUUCAAUUCUGAAUGCAAAAGUGUGGUCUUGGAGCUAAUGCCAACAAAAACCAGAAUUCACCAAUGAACAGCAGAAGCCUCUGCCUGAACAAAGACACCAUGUACCACUUAAACUGACAAAUGAGUUAUUUAAGGUUAUUUUGCUCCAUCAUGUUAUACAUUUAAGAACUGUACUGUACCUAUCCCAGAGUCCAUUCUAUUGUGCAUUUAAGAAAUGUAAGAUUUGUUAGUUGCUGUUUCAUAAGGAUCAACUGUGUUAGAGAGUUGGUAAGGCUGUUAUAAAUGAGGAAAUAUACUGGCAAAUUUUUAGGGGUGGGAACUUUUUAAAAUUGUUCAUAACAAAUGGGGUGGCCUUGUAGUUUAAAAUCUAUUUCUUAAGCUUAAAAAUUCAUUUUUGACAGAGUUGUGUUCGCGAAUCUGUGUACCAUGUUUUCUUUUUUAAAGGCACACUGUGUAAAUACUGUAUACAUAUGAGCAGGUUUUGCUUAUAUUCUUUCCUAAGGUGGUAUAAUCUUGCCUAAAUGGUUAUGGUUACAUCAAAGAGGUAUAUUACCAAGACAAUAUCUAACACGGUAGUUGGGGAAUAAAAAUCUGCAUGCUAAUUGUGAUUUGGGAUUAAAAACAAUAACAAACUCAACAUGCAUUUGCAUGGUAACUGUACCUGUGAAAUGUUAUGUUUGUGCUUUGUUUUGCCAAGACUGCUUGUCAAACUCCGUUUGCGAAAUUAGCACAUUUACUUUCCUUUCUUGGUGCAAAUGGUAGUGAGAUGAUUCCCACAGAGACUUAUUGGAAGAUGCUGAUUUCCGUUUGUUACAUGGAAGAGUUAAUAUCAGCCUUUACUCUAGUAACAUAUCAAUAUUUCGCUAGUGGCCAGAGAUUGUGACUAAGUUAGACUUUUUUAAAUUAUUAUUAAAUAUGUACUAUAGAAUAAUUUCUUACUGUAUCCUCAGAAUGUAUAGGUUAUCUACAAUGGAGAUGUUCAAUGUCAGGGCUCAAUUUAUUUUGCAGCAUACUGUUAGCAAGAGAGAUCUGUUAAGUGCCACAAUUUUCUGGACAUCUUGUACUUGAUGAUACCUUUCAUGAAUCGGUUGCUUUAAAACACAGGGAAGACCUCAGUAAAGAGUAGGAGAAAGGCACUACCUUUUCAGUGGCAAAAUUACAUGUAUUUCUUUUCUAGCAUGCUUUUUGAAACUGUGCCCAGUUCACAGAUUUUUAGGAGCUUUAAUUUGACAGUGCAUGGUAACUUCUUGGUCUUUUGUUAGAGUAUUUAUGUCCAGUGCUAUUUCCUGUUUAUAGCUUUUGGAAUGCUCAGAAAACACAGUCUUUGCAUUAGUUAUCAACAUGAUAGGAGACUGUUUUAUUGUUCUGAUCUGUAAAUCCUCCCGUAUGCUUGAUCAUUUUAAAGCCUAUACAGUAUCUGCAACAAAUUACAAAAUUGUCUAAACUACCAUUAAUGUCUCAGAGACACAGCAUGUCAGCCUAACAAUGAAUUAUCAGACAAUUUGUUUCUGCAUAUGAUAUGCCAUAUAAAAUGUUGUCUAGAACAUUUAGCUACUGGCGACUUACUUUUCUGUGAAUGUUGCAAUGCUAAAGAAGCAAGAACCUGAUAAAUGCAAUCGGAACACUUGGGGGUGCUUAUAUUAUAGUUUGGUGUGCUUCCUCACUCACUGAAACCCAUUCUUCCAUAUUGGUAACAAUCUACAUAAUAAAAACAAAUCUCACCCAGCAGCUUAAUGUUAAUUUCUCUAAAUAUAAAAUUACAGUGCUCCAGAUUUUUAUCAAGUAGGCCAAAUUCUACCCUCAGGUACACACACAGCUCCCACUAAAGUCAUCAGGCAUUGCAGACAUGUAUCCACAAGCAUAAUUUUUCUCUGUGGGACGUAAAAGCACAGGUAUAAAUUCAGCUAGGCAAUCUGGUGUCUUAACAGGAUGAUAACCACUGCUUAUGUAGCAAUGACUUCAGGGCGUACAUUAAUAGCGGUCCAGGGCAUUGGUAAUAGGAUAUAGAGCCCUAUAUCUCUGGGUUACUCAUUAGAAUAUUGAUGUAGACUGAUGUCACCAGCACAGAAAUCCACCACAAUAGGUGUAACUUUCUUUGGCAGUGUCAGCAAAAAAAAUCAAAGACUGGAUAGGAAAGGGAGACUUCUGUCUCACCCUGAGGCCUUGGCUACGCUUGAGAGUUACAGCGCAAUAAAGCCAC
Messenger RNA from Chelonoidis abingdonii (Abingdon island giant tortoise), 4709 nucleotides. Lineage: Eukaryota; Metazoa; Chordata; Testudines; Testudinidae. The record is from RefSeq and is a predicted model, not a curated record.